AUGAGCGCGGGCGACGCAGUGUGCACGGGCUGGCUCGUCAAGUCGCCCCCCGAGAGGAAACUGCAGCGCUAUGCCUGGCGCAAGCGCUGGUUUGUCCUCCGGCGGGGUCGCAUGAGUGGUAACCCUGAUGUCUUGGAGUACUACCGGAACAAGCACUCCAGCAAGCCCAUUCGCGUGAUAGACCUCAGUGAAUGUGCUGUAUGGAAGCAUGCAGGUCCUGGCUUCGUCCGGAAGGAAUUUCAGAACAAUUUCGUGUUUAUUGUGAAGACUGCUUCCCGGACAUUCUACUUGGUGGCCAAGACCGAGGAAGAAAUGCAGGUGUGGGUGCACAGUAUCAGUCAGGUCUGCAACCUCAGUCACCUGGAGGAUGGUGCAGCAGAUUCCAUGGAGAGCUUCUCUCACAUGGCCUCCUCCCUCCAGCCAUCUCCUGCCAGUUCACUUCAUACCGCCCAUGCUGCCAGCUCCAUCUUGCCAAAAGAUGACCCAAACACUAAUACAAUAGCCACUGAGGAAACCAGAAGUGAGUCAGAGUUUCUCUUCCUUCCUGAUUAUCUGGUUCUGUCCAACUGUGAGAGUGGAAGACUGCACCAUGGCAGUCUUCCCACCAGAUGUGAUAGCUGGUCAAACUCAGACCGCUCAUUGGAACAGACCUCAUUUGAUGAUGUUUUUCUGGAUGGCCUGCAGCCACUUACCUCCAAUAAUUUGGUCCACCCCUCACGCCAUGGGAAUGGUCCUCAAGAGGCACCUUUCACCAGGCCCCAGGCUGCUCUGAUCUGGAAUAGAGAAAUCAACAGCCCAUCCAGAGACCACAUAUCUUCUUCACCAUUGCUGGAAACUUGCUUAAAUCCAGCAAUUCAUGUAGACAAAAACCAAGGUUCCUUGUCCUGUGGGGCAAAAGAACUAGAUUUUAUGUCCAACAUUCCACCUCCCCGUCCUCCUAAGCCAAGCCAUCUGUCUGAACGGCGCCAAGAAGACCAAUUCCUAUGGACCCGGUACAGCAAUAGCAAGAAGCCAGAAUGCACUCUGGUGCCAAGAAGAAUCUCUCUCUCUGGUUUGGACCACAUGGGGUCAUGGAAAGGUGAUAUAGAAAGCCAAUCAUUAAGACACCGAGACAAACGACUUAGUUUAAAUCUGCCAUGCAGGUUUUCCCCAAUGUACCCCACAACUUCAACCAGUGCCGAAGACAGCUAUGUGCCCAUGAGCCCCACAGCUACUGCCUCUGGUCUUGGACCCCACAGUAGCCAGGAUGACUACAUACCAAUGAGCUCAGGAAGUAUCUCGAGUGUGCUGCCUGAGUUACCUGCAGACCUGGAGCCUCCACCAGUGAAUAGAGAUCUCAAGCCUCAGAGGAAAUUACGACCACCUCCUCUUGACCUGAGAAACCUCUCCACCAUCCGAGAACACACAUCUCUAACCAGGACUCACACUGUGCCUUGCAACCGAACCAGCUUUCUCUCUCCAGAAAGAAAUGGUAUUAAUUCUGCAAGAUUUUUUGCCAAUCCUGCUUCCAGAGAAGAGGAAGAAAGCUAUAUCCAAAUGGAGGAGUACAGAGCAGUCAAUUCCCUGAGCAGUGGUGCUCUUACCUGGACAAAGAAAUUCAGCCUGGAUUAUUUAGCCCUGGACUUCAAUUCAGCAUCACCAGCCCCUGUACAGCAGAAACUUCUACUUUCAGAAGAGCAAAGAGUAGAUUAUGUCCAAGUGGAUGAGCAGAAGACACAAGCUCUCCAGAGUACCAAGCAGGAAUGGACGGAUGAGAGACAAUCCAAAGUGUGAGAGGCGUGGUGGUGCAUGCCUUUAAUCCCAGGACUCAGGAGGCAGAGGUAGGAGGAUCACUGUGGGUUCGAGGCCAGCCUUGGACUACAGAGUGAGUUCCAGGACAACCUGGGCUAGAGUGAGACCCUACCCUGCAAAGACAACAACGACAACAAAAAUUUCUCAAAUGAAGUAUUUGGAGCAAAAAAUUAGAACUGGUAUCAAUACCAACAGGAUGACAUAAUUUGCCUUCAAUACCUGAAAUUCCAUCCUGUCCCAUGUACUUUGAUCAGAAUCAUAAAUUAUCAUAGCAGAAGGGUCUUAGGGACCAUCUUGUCACAACCCUUGAAGACACAGUUGAGGAGAUCAAGACCAGAUGUGGUAGCAGACACAUUAGUAUUCCUCGAAAGAUUUCAUCAGGUCAAUAACUUCUGUUCCCAAAGAGAUACACUUCAAGUGAUCGGCAGAGCAGAUCUAGACAUUGUGUCUUCCAUGAUAUUACAGUUGGCCUUUUCCCAGAAUACUUUUGUGGACACUAUUUAUCUCUACUCCAAAAAGACCUCAGAAGCAAGGCAUGGCAGAGCCUGUUGCUCCUACUUUGAAGAAAAGAAAAUUGAGAACGAGAAGAGACACCCUGUGUUCAUGGUCCCUCACAGAGUUGAUAUACAGUGUCAAAGUUGUCCAGGCUACCAAUUGCAAGCAUAUUCCACUAUUAUACUACCUCUGAGGGUUUUGACAAAAUCCAUCAAUUGGGUCAAUCUUGGACAUCUGUAGGAGACAACUACAGAUAUGAGAUGAGCCAUCACCCCCUGUUCCUUUCAUAGGGAUCUGAGCAGGUGCUUUUGAUACUUGAAAGAUAUGCAUUUCCAGUGAGGGCUCUGCACAAUGUUUAACUGGAACUCUAACAUCAUUAGUUAUGAUCAGAAAUACCUCCUGGUGGCCAGUUUGAAAUCCAUUCUGGACCACAUUGUCUCCUAUGCAAUCAAUGUUUUUUCUCUGUUUAUGAGCUGGAUAAUGCUGUCAGAGAAUUUUUUUAGCACCUCAGGAAAGACAUAAGUUGUGGCUGUUUCUCUUAUGAUGGAUUCAAACAUUUAAGGGAUAGAAAUGACCAGAAAAAAAAAUCUAACAAUUAGUUUUACUUCUAGGCUUCCUGGCCUGUUUUAUCCUUCUGCUUAAGAAAUGACUAGGUCCUGAGAGUGAAAAUUCUCCUGCUUCAUAAUGGACACAUUGUAACGUCUUAUGCAUUUGGGGGUCCAGAAGACCCAAAAUGAAGGUACCAGUUGAGAAUGAAGUUUAUAUAAUUCCCUUUCUUCCCUUUCAAAUCACCUAUAGCUAGAAGAUAUAACUAAACAGCUGAGAAAGAAACAGAUCCUGCUCUACCAUUCCAACCUGCACUUUGUCUUAUCUAUGAGGAGGAACCAAACAGGCAUACAGCUCCAUGACAAUCAGUAUAGCCAGGACAACUAUGGGUUUUCCAUAGGUUUCAGCAUUUCACAUUGUCCAAAAGGCAAAUAAAUGCCCGAAUCUUAUUUUUAUUACACCAUAUAAGAAGCCACUUUGAUUUUCAAAAGAGCAGGUUCUGGUUGCAUCAUUUUCUUCAUGUAGAAAACUACUUUAAACUGAGUUCAAGGUCCUGAGUACACUUGGACAGAGCAUGUACCUCCUGGCCAGUUCCAUGUCAUAGCCCACAGUCCAGAGCCUCAAGAAGUUGCAUUCUUCCCCACACAGCUGACAAAGUGUUACAGUAUCUCAGGCAAGAACCCUGAGAUGCAGACUUCUAGUUCCCAUAGAUGAGAGCUUUUCCAUGUGUGGGACACUUGUGUUUGGAACCUUGAUUACCUGGCAAAGGUUGGUGCAGGAAAUUUACAAUCCCAAGAGUCAAGAACCACACAAGAUUGAAGAUAGAGAGACGAUAGCGAAGUUAUCAGUGGUAAAUUCCACUCAACUGAUGAAAAGGAGAAAUCUCUUUUCUACAUUCCCACCAAUGUAUUUGCAGAAUGAAGCUCAUGAAUAGCAUGACCUGUGGUGUGAAUAAUUUUAAAUAGGAGUGCUCUAAGUAGGCACUCUUCAUGUUGAAGGUAUGGAAGGCUAUAGGGCUCAAAAUUAUUAUCUUGCAAGAUGACAUCAUUCUCAAUUUCAAAGGCACAGACAAUUAUGUUCUUAUUUGAUAAAUUUGCUAAAGGAUGACUAUGGCUACAUAAGGGCACAAUGAUUCAGUGAAACAAAGUACAAGUUAUUUUUGAACUGACAACAACAUAUGUUCCUGAGAAAGGUAUUAUUAAACAAAAAUGGUACCGGCCAAUUAUUAUUUUCUGGUGGAGACAAUCAGUGUAUAUGUUAGAAAAGGCUCUGCUUCUAACCAAGGGCCUCAUGUUUGCUACACAAGUGCACGUGGCAUAUCUGUACACUGUGCAAUGAACACCUUUCCUGAAAGGUUCGGGAACCAACGUAACAGGACAAUGUUGUAAUUAAUCCCACAUUGUUUUCUAUAGCUCCUUUCUGUUUCAUUCCCAGUACAGGAUCAGAGUAGAAGGGCCUCAAGCCUGAAAGUUGGGGAAGCCACAAACCUAGGCAAAGGUGAGGAGUUGCGCUUUCCUUGGGGUGUAAGGAGACCUGAGGCCCAGCUCACAGCCUAAGCCACUCAGCUGGAGCUGCUUCUCUGUGGAGCAAGGAUCAGGUGAAUCAUCUUGAUCUGGGAGUCUUGAGUCCAAGCUGAAGGCUCCACCCAGGCCUGCCUUCCCCCUCUCAAUGAUCUCCUUAGUCUCUGCUCUUACCAUCUCUGUACCUACAAUCAAACUGAGUUUUCAAAUUUAUUUUGCUUUUAUUGUUUCAUUUCUAGCAUUAAUAAAAGUAUUAUAAGGAAAAUAUA
Jaculus jaculus (lesser Egyptian jerboa) is the source of this 4621-nucleotide messenger RNA. RefSeq names its product GRB2 associated binding protein 3 (gene Gab3). NCBI's taxonomy places the organism in Eukaryota, Metazoa, Chordata, Mammalia, Rodentia, Dipodidae. The transcript has 11 exons. The record is from RefSeq and is a predicted model, not a curated record. Bases 1 to 1773 code for a protein of 590 amino acids.